This is a messenger RNA of Oryza sativa Japonica Group (Japanese rice), 1226 nucleotides long. RefSeq names its product acid phosphatase 1. The record is from RefSeq and is a predicted model, not a curated record. Lineage: Eukaryota; Viridiplantae; Streptophyta; Magnoliopsida; Poales; Poaceae.
UUUUACAUUUUUAUACGAGAGCCCCCCCGCCGCGAACCCCAUCGGAAUAUCCCCCGCCGGGCCCACCACCGCCACCUCCUCCUCCCCCCCCCCCCCCCAAAUUCGCCGGCCGGUUCCUGAGACCUCGCCGGCGGCGAGCCGGCACCCUCUCGACACCCACGAUGCGCUGCCUCCUCCUCCUCGUCCUCGCGCUCCUCGCGGCGGCGGCGGCGGAUGCCGAGCCCGUUCUCCGCACGGUGACGGGCGUCCCCACGGGAGUGUCCUCCGGCGGCGGCGGCGGGGGUGGAGAAUCUUCCGACGAGCUGUACUGCGACGGAUGGAGGCUGUCGGUGGAGACGGGGAACGCGGGGCCGUGGACCGCCAUCCCCCCGCGGUGCCUGGAGUUCGUGCGCGCCUACAUGGAAGGGGAGCGCUACGCCUCCGACUCCGCCGUCGCCGCCGCGGACUCCCUCGCCUUCGCCGCGCGGGCGCUGGCGUCGGGCGGCGGGGGGGCCAGGCCGGCGUGGGUGUUCGACGUCGACGAGACGCUGCUCACCAACGCGCCCUACUACGCCGUCAACGGCUGGGGAUCACUAGAGUUCAACGAGACCUCAUUUGAUGAAUGGGUGGAUGUAGCAAAGGCACCUGCAUUACCAGCCAGCUUGAAACUGUACAAUGAGCUUCAGGGUCUUGGGAUCCACAUCAUCCUCUUGACCGGUCGAAGUGAAUUCCAACGUAACGCCACACAAGUGAAUCUUUUAUUUGCAGGCUACCAUUCAUGGGAAAAACUCAUCCUGAGGCAAUCCCCUGAUAUUGGCAAGACAGCCGUGCAGUACAAGUCAGAAAGACGAGCAGCACUGGAAGCUGAGGGAUUCAAGAUACUUGGAAAUUCUGGGGAUCAGUGGAGUGAUUUAUUGGGAUUGCCAAUGGCUACGAGAUCCUUCAAACUUCCAAACCCAAUGUAUUUCAUCAGUUGAAUUUAUUAGUGAAAAGUGGAGAAAAUCUGUCAUGUCGCUUGGAACCUCCUUUACUCUUUCUUUUAAGUUCGUAAUGAAUUCAAGAAUCAUUCUUUGGACAUAAUUGCCGAGGAUUUAUCUCUAGACAUGUUGAACCCCUAGUGGGGUUUGGGACCAUGCCCAAUGAUGGCUUUGUAAUGUAUCCUUUGCCCAAAGUCAAAAUAAUUAUGUAUUAGACAAAAUAAUAUAUCUUAUGAAUAUUGCAUCUAUGUACAAACUUGAUGAAAUGUC